This is a messenger RNA of Topomyia yanbarensis, 5553 nucleotides long. RefSeq lists its product as uncharacterized. The transcript is spliced from 2 exons. The record is from RefSeq and is a predicted model, not a curated record. Bases 1 to 5553 code for a protein of 1850 amino acids. Gene Ontology annotation, biological process: DNA integration. NCBI's taxonomy places the organism in Eukaryota, Metazoa, Arthropoda, Insecta, Diptera, Culicidae. Gene Ontology annotation, molecular function: nucleic acid binding.
AUGGAUGACACCAAUGCUAAAAACCCUCAUCUGGAAAUAUCAGAGAUAAUGUGUGCUAAGUGCGGUAAGCGAGAAACGAUUGAAGUUUCCUUCAAUGCGAUACCAAUAGCAGCUUGGAGAUGCGAUAGAUGCCGGGCUACAAGUAGCGUGGCUUCGUGUAAAAGUGAACACGGAGAUACGAAUGCAACUAGACUGGCAAUGCAGAUGCAGUUUAUCGAGCAAGAGCAAGCGAUCCGUCUACGACGGUUAGAACGAGAGAGUGAGCUAGAGAAACUUCGCAUUAAACAAGAGCAGACGGUAGAACAAAAACUACUCGAAGAGCGAGAGACGUUAGAGAGACGAUUUCUCAAAGAACGUUUCGAGAUGUUAUCGAUGAACAUCCCGAACGAUAGGGAAAGUGUACACAGUCGGGGAAGUCAUCGCCACAGCGUCGAAAAGGUGAACGAUUGGAUCGAGCAAUCCCGCCGACAACUGGUCGGGAAUCAGGUUGACCCUGAAAUAGUUGCUCGCCCAACAAACGGCACUACUAACGAAGUGCGAACCAUUCCGUCGAACGGAACGACCAGCCACGUAUCGGCUCCCCAACCCUUUCCCUAUGAAUCGUCGGGCUCACAAGCCGACACGAGAUCAGUAUCUGCUCUGAAUUCCAUAUGCAGUGUUGGACGUCGCUCUCUCGAUGCACCGCACAUCGAUCUUGCUCCCGAUACAGAGCGCCGCCCUUUUAAAGCGCCACGUGAUCCUUCCAAAGGACCUUCGCAGCAGCAGAUUGCAGCUCGGCACGUCAUGCCACGUGAUUUACCAACCUUUUCGGGAAACCCCGAAGAAUGGCCUCUAUUUAUAAGCCAAUAUAACAAUACGACAUUAGCUUGUGGGUAUAGCAAUGCAGAGAAUCUUGUGCGACUUCAGCGAUGCUUGAAGGGACACGCGUUAGAAUCGAUGCGAUGCAGUCUCUUAGUGCCAGACACCGUUCCCCAAGUUAUAGAUGAUCUCAGAAUGCUGUACGGUCGCCCCGCGCUCUUGGUGGAGAUGCUGCUGAGAAAAGUUCGAAGUAUACCAGCUCCGCGGUCAGACAAGCUAGAAAUGUUGAUCGAUUUCGGUAUGGCGGUUAAUAAUCUCUGUAGGCAUUUAGAAGCAGUAGAGCAAAAAUCCCAUCUGACCAAUCCGAUGUUGCUGCAAGAGCUGGAAGACAAAUUACCUGCUGAUAUACGAUUACAAUGGGCGCUUAGGAAAGGGACUAUGAGCGGUGCAGAUUUAUUGCAUUUAAAUGAUUUCCUCAUGACGCUUGUUCGAGCAGCUAGCCAGGUAGCACAUCGUACUGUAGCUCCUAAUGAGAGGCAAAAAGUAAAGGAUAAAACUUUCGUUCAUGCUCAUUCGGAAUCAGAGCAACCCGUUCAUUCGAAUGUAGUACUAGCUCCCAACGUACCGAAAACCCAUAAAAACUGUCCUGUAUGCAAGAUGGCGGAACAUGCCGUGAAAGAAUGUCCGGAGUUUAAAUCGUCGGAAGUCGAACAGCGAUGGAAGAUUUUACAUACCCUGAAACUGUGCCGGAGCUGCCUGAAUGGUCAUGGCAAAAAGCCAUGCAGAUUUUCAACCCAAUGUGGACAGGAUGGAUGCCAGUACCGUCAUCAUAUUUUGCUGCAUUCCGCGCCUAGAACGCCAAAUCAGGCAUCACAUCCUACCUCGCAUGGGAGGAGACCAAUUGCUGGCCCAUCUACAUCAGAAAGUCACACGCAUCGAUCGAAAGAGUCAGCACUGCUUUUCAAGAUGCUGCCUGUCACGCUCCAUGGAAAGAACGGAGUCGUUGAGACUUUCGCGUUUUUGGACGAUGGUUCGGAUUCAACGCUGAUCGAAAGUACCCUAGCAAAUAAGCUAGGCAUAACAGGAUUAGUUAGGCCUUUAACGCUGAAGUGGACUAACAACGUUACUCGGCAAGAGAACGAAUCGCAGGUUGUUCAAGUUAGUAUCUCUGGACGAAACAAGGCAAGACGGUACGUCAUGAAUGCACGCACGGUUAGUAAGCUGCAGCUGCCCAAACAGACUCUUCACUUUCAAGGGCUAGCAGAAAAGUAUUUGCACCUACGCGGUCUUCCAGUGACAAGUUAUGAAGCGGCUACUCCACAGAUAAUUAUCGGACUAAAUAAUUUGCACAUUUCGAUGCCACUUAAAUUUAGGGAAGGUGGCGAACGGCACCCAGUGGCAAUAAAGACUAGGCUCGGCUGGAGUGUUUACGGAGGCGAAGGUGAAGACGAUUUAAAUCACACAUUCCACAUCCAUGAGAAGGAACUGCACGAGGUCGUUAGGGAAUACAUCUGUCAGGAAGAUCUCGGAGUUAAAGCCAUAACGGUUGAAUCAGAUGAGGAAAAGCGAGCUAACAGCAUCCUGGAAAGCACCACGAUUCGAGUUGGCGACCGGUUUGAGACCGGACUGCUCUGGAAGCAGGAUUAUUUUGAGUUUCCUGAUAGCUAUUAUAUGGCUCUCAAACGUCUGCAGUGUCUCGAACGAAGAAUGGCCCGAGAGCCAACUUUAAAGGAAAAUCUUCACCGACAAAUAAGGGAAUACCAAGACAAGCAAUACGCUCACCGUGCAAGCGAAGCAGAAUUACAGAAUGCUGACCCGAGGAGAAUUUGGUAUCUCCCAAUAGGCGCAGUAGUGAACCCAAAAAAGCCACAUAAAGUACGGCUAAUUUGGGAUGCUGCCGCGAAGGUCGAGAGCGUGUCCCUGAACAGCAUGCUGAUGAAAGGUCCAGAUUUAUUAGUAUCUCUUGCGGCAGUGCUGUUUCGAUUUCGAAAAGGAUCAAUCGCUGUGAGCGCAGACGUGAAAGAAAUGUUUCACCAAGUUCAAAUAAGGACCGCCGACCGCCACUCGCAGAGAUUUCUUUGGACGGAAGAUCCGUCAAAACCACCUGAAAUCUACCUCAUGAACGUAGCUACCUUCGGUGCAACGUGCUCCCCAUGCUCCGCGCAAUAUAUAAAAAACAAAAACGCACAGGAGUUCAACGAAAAGUUUCCAAAGGCAGCCGAGGCCGUUUUGAAAGGCCAUUAUGUUGACGACUAUGUCGACAGUUUCAAUACGAUUGAAGAGGCACGAGAAAUAGCCUUGCAAGUAAAGUGGAUUCAAUCCAAAGCGGGAUUCGAUUUACGCAAUUGGCUGAGUAAUUCUCCCGAACUGAAUGCGGUACUGGGUGGAUCAUCGAAUGCAAUGAUAAAGGAUCUGAUGUUGGGCGGUGGUGAGUCCUCGGAACGAGUUUUAGGAAUGCUGUGGUCACCUGAAGACGACUCGCUCGGGUUCUCUGCAAAAAUGAGAGCUGAUGUACAGCUACUCAUAGAUGAAAACAAAAGACCAACGAAAAGGCAGGUGCUCAGAUGUGUUAUGACCAUCUACGACCCUCUGGGACUGCUUACAUCAAUACUCGUCCAUGGAAAAGUGUUAAUUCAACAAAUUUGGCGCUCUGGAGUCGGAUGGGAUGACUGGAUCGAUGAUGUCGCUUUCGAAAGGUGGCUGCAAUGGAUAGAGAUGAUACCAAAGGUCAACCAAAUUCGAGUACCGCGAUGCUACCAUGGCAUCAGAUCACGCCUGUACACGGAUAUCCAGCUGCAUGUAUUCGUUGAUGCUAGCGAAGCUGCGUAUGCAUGUGCAGCAUACUUCCGAUAUCUAAUCGACGAUGGAACGGCCAAUACCGUUCUGGUGACGGCGAAAUCAAAAGUUGCUCCUCUUAGACCAAUUUCCAUUCCUCGUCUUGAGUUAAACGCUGCAGUACUUGGAGCUCGAGUAGCGAAAUUUGUAAAGGAAAAUCAUCGAGUGGAAAUUUCGAAAACCGUCUUCUGGAGCGAUUCAACUACGGUGUUAGCAUGGAUCCAGGAAACUGAAUGGCCUCAACAGUUUGUAAACCCAUUAUGUACGGAUGAGGAAAUCCGAUCGUGCUUCACGCACCACACGAUUCAAAAUCGUAGCCAGCUACUGGAUUAUAGUCGAUUCUCAAAAUGGACCACCAUGCUUCGAACUAUGGCGUAUGUGUUGCGGUAUGUAAACAUUCUAAAAGAAAAACGUACUGGAUUGGAGAUUUGCGUCGGUCGUCUCACACAGGAAGAAUUGCAAAAUGCAGAGCGGGCCAUUUGGAAAGCCGUGCAGUGGGAGUGCUACAAGGAUGAAAUCUUGGCAUUAGAGAAAGGUUUCCAGUCACCAGAUAUGCCAGCUCAAACAAUCGACAAAGGUAGCUCGAUAUAUACAUAUUCACCAACAGUAGAUGAACUCGGUGUUUUACGCAUGGACAGUCGAGCUAAAUCAGCACCGAACAUACCAUCAGAAGCGAAGUUUCCAGUAAUUUUGCCAAAAAAUCAUCGAGUGACAGAGCUGAUUCUCAAUGAUUAUCACUACAAAUACCAUCACGCUAAUCCAGAAACUAUUACAAACGAGGUCCGCCAACGAUUUGUUAUUCCUUUUCUGCGUGUUGCAGUACGGCGCAUGUCGAGGAACUGCCAACUUUGCAGAAUCAAGCGGGCUCAACCAGCGGCGCCAAGAAUGGCACCUCUACCGGCCGCCAGGUUAGCGUCAUUCGUUCGUCCCUUUUCGUAUGUAGGACUGGACUACUUCGGACCUAUUCUGGUGCGUCAAGGAAGAUGUGAGGUAAAGCGGUGGAUAGCUCUUUUCACCUGUCUGACGAUAAGGGCCGUGCCUGUAGAAGUGGUUCACAACCUGACCACCGAAGCUUGCAUAAAAAGUGUGCGAAGGUUCGUUUGUCGCCGAGGGGCUCCACUUGAAAUCUACAGCGACAACGCGACUAAUUUUAUGGGAGCCGAAAUCAUUCUACGAGAUCAGGUGAGCAAAAUCAACAAAGAAUUGGCCGACACGUUUACUAGCACGUCCACCAAGUGGCUAUUCAUACCUCCUGCAUCUCCGCACAUGGGCGGCUGCUGGGAGAGAAUGGUGAGAUCCAUUAAGACGGCGAUGUCUCAAAUUUCUACACAUCGACGUUUGGACGACGAAGGAUUGCUCACUUUGGUUAUCGAAGCAGAGGCGAUAGUCAAUUCACGACCCUUGACAUACAUGCCUCUGGACACACCUGAACAAGAGUCGCUGACUCCAAACCACUUUCUGCUAGGUAGUUCUAGCGGAGCUAAGCAGCCUAUUGCGGAAUUAACUACAACUGCUUCGGUGCUUAAAGGAGGGUGGAAUCAAAUUCGUCAUCAGUUGGACACGUUUUGGCGACGUUGGACCAAGGAAUAUUUACCAACUAUAACACGGAGAACUAAAUGGUUUAAGGAAGUUAAACCAGUGGCAGUCGGUGAUUUGGUUUUAAUAGCUGAUGAUCCAAAACGCAACAAUUGGAUUCGAGGACGAGUAACAAGAACGAUCAUCGCUAGGGAUGGCAGAGUGCGUCAGGCGGUAGUUUCCACAUCGAAGGGUGAAUUUCGACGUCGAGUUAUAAAGCUCGCUGUAUUAGAUGUUAAUGAUGUCGGUAAAACUGCAACAGACACGCAGUCUUACGGGGGCCAGGAUGUUACCACGAACGCGGCUGGUAACCCUACAUCGAUCGAUUUUGCUGCGGGGGUAUAA